CGGGCACGGAGCGCGGCACACCCCUGGGGCUGGGGGUGAGGCUGGAGCAGAGCGGGCGUGCGACUGACCGCUCUUGGGGAGGGACAAGGCAGAAGUUGACAAACCGUUAAACUGUUUAAAAGUCGCCAGUUGAAUUCGGAGUGUUCCCCAUGUAGCUUCUUGCUAUCCUGACGGUGCUGCUGGCCCAGUGAGGUCAGCAUGGCCAUACCAAUAACAGUGCUGGACUGUGAUCUCUUGCUUUAUGGUCGCGGUCACCGAACUCUGGACCGCUUUAAGCUGGAUGACGUGACUGAUGAAUACCUUAUGGCCAUGUAUGGGUUUCCACGCCAGUUUAUUUACUACUUGGUGAAUCUGUUGGGAGCCAGCCUUUCUCGCCCCACUCAGCGGUCCAGGGCCAUCAGCCCAGAAACCCAGAUUCUUGCAGCACUGGGCUUUUACACAUCUGGCUCCUUCCAGACCCGGAUGGGAGACACCAUUGGAAUCAGUCAGGCCUCGAUGAGCCGCUGUGUUGCCAAUGUCACAGAAGCCCUGGUGGAAAGGGCCUCCCAAUUCAUCCGCUUCCCAGCAGACGAAACCUCCAUUCAGAGUCUGAAGGAUGAAUUCUAUGGGCUAGCGGGAAUGCCAGGAGUGAUUGGAGUAGUCGACUGCAUCCACGUAGGGAUCAAGGCUCCCAAUGCUGAAGACCUCUCCUACGUGAAUCGUAAGGGCCUGCACUCUUUAAACUGUCUGAUGGUGUGUGACAUCCGGGGGGCCCUGCUGAACGUGGAGACAAACUGGCCAGGCAGCCUCCGGGACUGGGCUGUGCUGCAGCAGUCGGCCCUGAGGAGUCAGUUUGAAGCCGGGAUGCAUAAAGACUGUUGGCUCCUUGGUGAUAGCUCCUUCUUUCUUCGAACCUGGCUGAUGACUCCACUUCAUAUUCCGAGAACCCCUGCAGAAUAUCGCUAUAACAUGGCCCACUCUGCAACUCAUAAUGUAAUUGAGAAGACAUUUAGAACCAUCCAGUCGAGAUUCCGAUGCCUGGACGGGUCCAAGGGAGCCUUGCAGUACUCUCCAGAAAAGUCCAGUCACAUCAUUUUAGCUUGCUGUGUGCUCCACAACAUGUCCCUGGAACAUGGGAUGGAUGUGUGGUCUUCUCCAGUGACUGGACAUUUGGAGCAGCCAGAGGAGGAACACGAGCACAUGGAGGCCCUGGACGCGGAAGCUGACCGCAUGCGGCAGGAGCUGAUGCUCACUCACUUUAGCUAGUCUGGAGUGGAACAGGGGGCUUGGCCAAGCCACUUCUGCCAGUGGGAGGAUGCCUGUCAUCCCUUUGUACUCAAUGUCUGCGCUUUAUGGGAUCUAUCUGCCAAUUCAGUAACUAAAUCAAGCCCACAGUUCUAGGGUUUUUGGUGAACCCCAGUUUGAAAUCCACUUAUUUUGAAACAAAAUGGCUGGCAAAAUCUCAAGUGUUUACAUACACAAAGUAAAAGGGGAAACUAAAGUAAUUAGCAGCUAAUUCAAAUCCCGAUGCCACUUAUGCAUCAGUUAUCAGGAUAUUUCUAAUAAAAGUAAAUUUUCUUGUCUUAAA
Vombatus ursinus (common wombat) is the source of this 1567-nucleotide messenger RNA. It is a transcript of the gene HARBI1, whose product is annotated as harbinger transposase derived 1. Bases 199 to 1245 code for a protein of 348 amino acids. Lineage: Eukaryota; Metazoa; Chordata; Mammalia; Diprotodontia; Vombatidae. The transcript is spliced from 3 exons. The record is from RefSeq and is a predicted model, not a curated record.